Fomitiporia mediterranea MF3/22 is the source of this 1050-nucleotide messenger RNA. RefSeq lists its product as uncharacterized. The transcript is spliced from 2 exons. Bases 1 to 1050 code for a protein of 349 amino acids. Lineage: Eukaryota; Fungi; Basidiomycota; Agaricomycetes; Hymenochaetales; Hymenochaetaceae. The record is from RefSeq and is a predicted model, not a curated record.
AUGGAGCAAGAUACUAGGAAUAGCUUGACACGCGAGCAGGAUCAGAGUUCGACCACGGAGCAAAGGUCAAAUGAAAGCAGCGUCAAUGAAGUUGGAGGCAUAGCACAUGCGGAACCUCCGGGACUGCUAAGUGAUCAUGGUAAAACCAAGGACGACGUACGGGCGGAGGUGUUGUAUGGACUUCGGACAACAUCGCCAGAGCUUGAUGUCGUAGCUGUCUCCGUGUCUCCCCCACCUCCUACCAAUGCUCUCCAUCUUCACCUGCAAUCUCCUGGAGAGCUAUAUGCAGUCGAGAUGCCUGCAGGGUCUGAUGGUCGUCUAGAUAACACCGUGCAGCUGCCGAAUGGUGCAGACGCCGCGCAUACUUCCAGGCCCUCGUACCGCGUCCGAUUUCGCUCCCGUGUACGGAUAGCUUCAGGCAUGCAUCCUCAUUCGCAUGCACAUACUCGCUCUCAGGCAAGACGAGACUCUGCAGGCUCCGUAGACUCCGAAUCAUCCCUGUGCUCCUCCAUCUCAGCGCCCCUCCGCUAUACACCCGACGACUCUGAGACUCGAGCCUCGUACUCACUUGUUGCUGCGCUCAAGAAUAAACGACGAAGGUCGCGAAGGUCGGUGACAGCUGCCCUUGCGUCAGGACCUGCACCUAUUGGAGCAAGAGCAAAGUCGGAUCCCGGUGAACGAACACCGUUGCUGCUUGCACCUGGUUCAAGGCUCGGUGCACGCACGCGGCGUCUGUACGGCGAACCGGUUCCAGGUGAAGAGAAUGACGCAUUAAAUCGCCGACGGGCCCGACCACCACCCGGGCGUCAGGAUGUGGAUGUCUUCGGUCCAUGGCCAUGGCGGCUGUUCAAUGGAUAUGUAUGUCACCUGUCUUUUCUUAUCUCUGUUUCCCUUCACAACAGCUCCUUCCGUCGUCAUCUUCAAGUUCCUCCUUUUCUUCCUUCUUUCCGUAAGUGCGUGAUCGCGUUAACAAAGCUUGUCGGCCGCCUUGCUAUGAUCAUCCUGUGUACUGCUGAUCUAUCGUCCUCCGGGAUCACCGAGCCCAAAUGA